AUGAAACAGAGUAUUUGGCUGGCACUUCUUUCUUAUAUUCCUGUAGCCAAGGCGUUCUCUUUGCCCGGAUUAUCUCCCACCACAUAUCACUCAAACGAUGAAAUUCCACUAUUGGUUAAUCGCUUGACUCCAUCCAUUUACUUUCAGCAUCAAGACGAAAACGGUAAUGAUAUCUCUAGCGAUAAAGAACAUUUCCUUUACUCCUAUGACUACUAUAAUGAAAGGUUUCAUUUUUGCAGACCGGAGCAUGUUGAGAAGCAGCCGGAGUCGUUGGGUUCAGUCAUAUUUGGCGACAGAAUUUACAAUUCUCCGUUCCAGUUGAGGAUGCUGGAGGAGAAGGAAUGUGUUGCUCUUUGUAAAGGUACAAUUCCAGGCAGAGAUGCCGAGUUCAUUAAUAGACUAAUUAUAAGUGGUUUUUUCCAAAAUUGGCUUGUGGAUGGAUUGCCAGCAGCAAGGAGCGUUUACGAUAGCAGAACAAAAACGAACUAUUACGGUACAGGAUUUGAGUUAGGUUUCACAGACGUUAUACAAACCGUCGGCGAUGAGACGGUCCCCAAUACAAUGGAAGAAGCUGAUAUGGACGCCUCAAACGCCGGUGCCACGUUACAUAUCCGGAGUCCUAAGAACAUAAGGCCCAACCCCGUCAAAACGGUAGAAUUACCUUACUUCGUCAAUCAUUUUGAGAUCGUGGUGGAAUUCCAUGAGCGUGGUAAUGACAGUUACCGUAUUGUUGGUGUUACUGUGAAUCCUGUAUCCAUCGAAAGAUCGUCACCUGGAUCCUGCUCUAGAACGAGGAAGCCUUUGACUCUUCACGAGGAUAGAGAUAACGAAGUCUACUUUACCUAUUCCGUUAAAUUUGUUGCUUCUGCUACAGUUUGGGCUACGAGAUGGGACAAGUAUCUGCAUAUUUAUGACCCGCAAAUCCAAUGGUUUUCCUUGAUAGGCUUUUCUGUUAUCGUUAUUUUACUCUCAUCUGCUGUCAUCCAUUCUCUACUGCGGGCAUUAAAAAGUGAUCUUACUCGCUAUAAUGAACUCAACUUGAAUAACGAAUUCCAUGAGGAUGCUGGUUGGAAGUUAAGUCAUGGUGACGUAUUUAGAACCCCGCCUAAAUCAAUGCUGCUAUCUGUGCUUGUGGGUUCGGGUAUUCAAUUAUUCCUGAUGAUUAUAUGUAGCAUUUUCUUUGCUGCCUUUGGCCUUGUAUCGCCUAUUUCAAGAGGUUCUUUGCAAACUGUAAUGUUUCUUCUUUACGCACUAUUUGGAUUUGUAGGAUCCUAUACCUCAAUGGGUGUCUACAAGUUUUUUCAUGGACCCUAUUGGAAGGCUAAUCUGAUAAUAACACCAAUUUUGCUCCCUGGUGCAAUCCUUCUACUAAUUGUAGCAAUGAAUAUUUUCCUAUUAUUUGCUCAUUCUUCUGGUGUAAUUCCAGCAAAGUCGUUAUUCUUUAUAAUAUUUCUGUGGUUUGUAGUUUCCAUUCCGUUGUCUUUUGUGGGUUCAGUUCUUGCUCACAAGAGGUGUAGCUGGAAUGAACAUCCAACUAAAACAAAUCAGAUCGCAAGACAAAUUCCACAUCAGCCUUGGUACUUGAGGACAACGCAGGCAACCAUGGUUGCGGGGAUCUUUUCUUUCGGCUCUAUUGCUGUUGAGUUAUAUUUCAUUUACUCCAGCCUAUGGUUCAACAAGAUUUUCUAUAUGUUUGGAUUUUUGCUUUUCUCAUUCUUACUGCUAACUCUAACAACCUCGUUGAUAACAGUUCUAAUCACGUAUCAUUCUUUAUGUUUGGAAAAUUGGUUAUGGCAAUGGAGAAGUUUCAUCAUCGGCGGUUUAGGAUGUUCAAUAUAUAUGUUUAUCCAUUCGAUACUAUUCACCAAGUUUAAGCUGGGGGGGUUCAUUACAGUCGUGCUAUAUCUUGGAUAUUCAUUCAUUAUGUCUGUCCUAUGUUGUGUAGUCACUGGAGCAAUCGGGUUUUUCAGCAGUAUGAUCUUUAUUAGAAAGAUCUACUAUGCUGUUAAAGUCGAGUAA
Saccharomyces kudriavzevii IFO 1802 is the source of this 2019-nucleotide messenger RNA. RefSeq names its product Tmn2p (gene TMN2). Bases 1 to 2019 code for a protein of 672 amino acids. Gene Ontology annotation, biological process: protein localization to membrane; vacuolar transport. Gene Ontology annotation, cellular component: endosome; fungal-type vacuole membrane. The transcript has a single exon. NCBI's taxonomy places the organism in Eukaryota, Fungi, Ascomycota, Saccharomycetes, Saccharomycetales, Saccharomycetaceae. The record is from RefSeq and is a predicted model, not a curated record.